This is a messenger RNA of Pseudogymnoascus destructans, 1638 nucleotides long. RefSeq lists its product as uncharacterized. Gene Ontology annotation, biological process: actin filament organization; endocytosis. The record is from RefSeq and is a predicted model, not a curated record. The transcript has 4 exons. Gene Ontology annotation, molecular function: clathrin binding; phospholipid binding. Lineage: Eukaryota; Fungi; Ascomycota; Leotiomycetes; Thelebolales; Thelebolaceae. Gene Ontology annotation, cellular component: endosome; clathrin vesicle coat; plasma membrane. The coding region runs from base 1 to 1638 and encodes 545 amino acids.
AUGUCGAAGGUUAUGCGAAGCGUGAAGAAUGUCACCAAGGGCUACUCAUCAGUGCAGGUGAAGGUUCGCAAUGCCACGAGCAACGAUCCAUGGGGCCCGACUGGGACGGAGAUGCAGGAAAUCUCCCAGAUGACAUACAACUCGUCAACCGAGUUCUACGAGAUAAUGUACAUGAUAGAUAAGCGUCUCAACGACAAGGGGAAGAACUGGCGCCACGUCCUCAAGGCCUUGAAGGUCCUGGAUUACUGUCUGCACGAGGGCUCCGAGAUGGUCGUGACAUGGGCACGCAAGAACGUCUUCAUCAUCAAGACCCUCCGCGAGUUCCAGCACAUCGACGACGACGGCCGCGACGUCGGGCAGAAUGUCCGCGUAUCCGCAAAAGAACUCACCUCCCUGAUCCUCGACGAAGAGCGUCUCCGCGCCGAGCGCAGCGAUCGCAAAUCCUGGAAGUCCCGCGUAACCGGCAUCGAAGAGUACGCCUCCUCCGAGACCUCCCCGCCCCCCCGCCACGAGCGCACCCACCGCGCCCAGCGCGCCGAUGAAGAAGACGCCGAGUACAAGCUCGCCAUCGAAGCAUCCAAGCACCAAGAGGAAGAGGACCGCAAGAAGCGCCAAAGCCGGCAGGGCGAGCCCGACGACGACGACCUCGCCAAAGCCAUCAAGCUCAGCAAAGAGGAAGAGGACCUGCGGCUCAAGGAACUCGAGGACGCGAACGCGCAGAGCCUAUUCGACGACGACCCCGUGCAGAUGCAGGGUAACCAGCCGCAAUUCACCGGCUAUAACCAAGGCUACCAGCAGCAAGGCGCCGUCGACUGGUCUGGCAACCCCAUCGACAUGUCCCAGGGCCAACAGCCCAACUACCUCAACGCCUACGCCACCGGCUACCCGCAAGCCCAGCAGCAGCAGACGGGCUACCAAACGGGCUACCCGAACGGCUUCCCCAGCUUCGAUCAAUACGUGCAGCAGCAGACCGCGCAGACGUCUCCCUUCCCGUCGUCCCAGAACUACAACCCCUACGCCCAGCAACCCCAGCAGCAGCAACCUGAACCCAUCGUCCCAGCAAACACCAACAACCCCUGGGCCACAAGCGCCCAAACCGCAGUCCAAGCCCAAGCCCCCGCCCCAACAGGCUCAAACAACCCCUUCGCGACCUCUCGCCCCGCACCAGCGCAGACAUCCUCCCAACCCACCCUCUCAACCUUACAAGAGCAAAAAACACUCUCCUCCUUCAACCAACCGCAAUUCUCCCAACCCUCCUCCUUUACCCCCUCCCCGGCCCAACAACAGCGCCAACAACAGCAACGACAACAACAACAGAAACCCCAAUCCCCCUACGAAGCCCGCCUCGCCUCCCUCCUCGAAAGCGGCGACGGCAUGGACACCUUCGGGAACACGGGUAACCUCCGCAUCCCCGCUCAGCACACCGCGCCCGGCACGUUUGUCAACUCUGCGGGUGCUGGGUUGCCGGGCUUGAAUUCCCAGCAGACGGGGGUGAAUCCGUUUGUGCAGGGGCAGUUUACGGGAAUGCCGCAGGCGCAGUAUGGAGGACAGCAGGGGAUGCAGCAUGCGCAGACGGGGGGGGGGAAUCCGUUUGGAAGGCAGCAGGGGGGGCAGGGGGGGAAUUUGAUUGAUUUUUAA